AUGGUUGAUGUGCGUGAUGGAAAGCUUUACAUAGGUGUAGAUAAAAAGGAUUACGCUUACAACCCCAAGGAUGGUACAUGGAAACUUGUAACAGACCAACCUAGUUCCUUAUUGGACUCCUCCUUAAUAAUUUCGUAUGAGAUAGAGAAUGUAUUAUACGGCUGCACUUUCUCUGGAGUAUUAAUGUGGUUUGACUCUAAGAGUAGUGAGGGUGGAGAGUGGAGACGGAUUAAAGGUUUGGGAAAACUUCGUAAGCACGGUACAAGGGGUUUACGAAAUGGGAGAGAGUUUGACAUUGCUAACGAUGGUGGGAAACUUUUAGUUAUGUGGAAGCGUUCUGGUGACAAACCAAUUUGGUAUGCAAGGAUUUCUUUAGAAUCAAGAUGCAAUGGACGUGAGGUUUGGGGUAAUGUUGAGUGUGUCGAUGUGCUUACAUUUCCCGUCGAAUCAUAUGAAUCAUUUAGUUGUUUAGAAGUUGGGGUUUGA
Molecule: messenger RNA, 486 nt
Organism: Microthlaspi erraticum
Lineage: Eukaryota; Viridiplantae; Streptophyta; Magnoliopsida; Brassicales; Brassicaceae
Source: the annotation of a GenBank genome assembly